CAAUGAAUCCAAAGAGUACAAAAAGAUUGCAAAGUCCUGCAAGCAAUCCAAAGGUCCCAGAGGUUGUAGUUACUGUUGGAGAAGGUCCCAAUAAACCACAAACAACAGCUGUUCAAACUAAUUCUCAAACCAAUGGAUCCAAUAUGUGUUUCAAGCCACGAGGAAGAGAAUUUUCCUUUGAGGCUUGGAAUGCCAAAAUCACCGACCUAAAGCAGAAAGUUGAAAAUCUUUUUAGUGAAAAAUGUGGGGAAGCACUGGGGCUGACUGAACCAGUGAAGGUCCCUUUUGCAUUAUUUGAAUCCUACCCAGAAGAUUUCUUUGUGGAGGGCCUACCAGAGGGAGUGCCGUUCCGUCGACCUUCUACCUUUGGAAUUCCACGACUAGAGAAGAUCCUGAGAAACAAAUCUAAGAUUAAAUUCAUUAUUAAAAAGCCCGAGGUGUUUGAGGCAACACUUAAGGAAAAUUCUGCUAGAAGCCCCCAAA
Molecule: messenger RNA, 483 nt
Organism: Tinamus guttatus (white-throated tinamou)
Lineage: Eukaryota; Metazoa; Chordata; Aves; Tinamiformes; Tinamidae
Source: RefSeq, a predicted model, not a curated record